ACACACUAUUAUAUUAGUUAAUUACUCAUCCGCCGAACGGGGUUAGUUCCGUAACCUUUCUCGCGCGGCGGUCACCUUCGCUUGCAAGGAAAUGGAAUAAAUUAGCGUUUUCCAUAAAACUGCACUUUGACCUGUGGUGAAACUGUGUUUAUGUUGAAUUAGUGUGUCUAUAAAGUUCUCUAAAUGGCUGAAGGAAAAGUUAACGGGCAUAAAAUCGUGGAAGAUCUUCCACCAGGCAUUAAGGUCGAAGAAAUCGAGAUUCCGGUACCAUGGGGGCACGUAGCUGGCCGCUGGUGGGGUCCGCGGAACAAACAGCCAAUAAUAGCUAUACACGGCUGGCAGGACAACGCAGGAACCUAUGACAACCUCAUACCACUCCUACCAGUCACCACUUCAGUCCUCUGCAUCGAUCUACCAGGCCAUGGACUCUCUUCGCACUAUCCCACUGGUAUGAUUUACUAUAUUUUCUGGGACGGAUUGGUCCUCUUAAGGCGGAUAGUGAAGCAUUUCGGCUGGAAGAAGAUCAGUCUCAUGGGACAUUCUCUCGGAGGAGCUUUAAGUUUCAUGUACGCAGCGUCAUACCCCGAGGAAACUGAACAGAUUAUCUGCAUAGACAUCGCUAGUCCUGCCGUUAGAGAACCAUCUUCCAUGGUCAAAACUACGGGAUGGAGUGUAGACAAACUUUUGGAAUAUGAGAAGCUUAAUGACGAUAAAAUACCCAGCUACAGUUACGAUGAAAUGAUCGAUAUAGUUGUAGAUGCGUACAAAGGAUCGAUAUCUAGAGAAAAUAGUGAAACGCUUAUGAAGAGAGGCAUGUGCCCCGUUCCGGCGCAUGUGAAAAAGGGGGGUUAUCUCUUUAAAAGGGACCCUAGGCUUAAGGUGUCUGGUCUGGCCAUGAUGUCGAUUGAAACCGCUUUGGAGUAUGCUUCAAAAGUGAGGUGCAAAGUCCUGAAUAUAAGGGCUUUGCCUGGACAGAGAUGGGAGAGGGUAGACUAUUACUUGGAUGUGAUUGAGAAAAUGAAGGAACGAGCUGACGUGAGACUUGUCGAGGUGGAAGGAACGCACCACAUUCACUUGAACGAUCCAAAAGCUAUAGUUGACACUAUUGAAGAUUUCUUAGAAGAAUAUUAGAAUUAGUUUAGACUAAUUACUUUGUGAUAUCAUGUGAUCAGGUU
Molecule: messenger RNA, 1175 nt
Organism: Cydia amplana
Lineage: Eukaryota; Metazoa; Arthropoda; Insecta; Lepidoptera; Tortricidae
Gene: kraken
Product: probable serine hydrolase
Exons: 2
Coding region: 184-1131 (315 amino acids)
Source: RefSeq, a predicted model, not a curated record